Messenger RNA from Scatophagus argus, 649 nucleotides. Its product is annotated as cytochrome c oxidase assembly protein COX14 homolog. Bases 168 to 344 code for a protein of 58 amino acids. The record is from RefSeq and is a predicted model, not a curated record. The transcript is spliced from 2 exons. NCBI's taxonomy places the organism in Eukaryota, Metazoa, Chordata, Actinopteri, Scatophagidae.
UGUUCGUAGUUUUGUGAGAAGAGAAAUGUCCUGUCUCGGUUACCGUACCUUACGAAAGCGAAGGUUAGUUAGCUUGCGUGCUAGCUUUGCAAGCUGGAGUGCUGACAUUGAGAAAAACUACCACAACCUACGCUUGCUAUCGCUUUUAAAGUAAAAGGAUCUUCGUCAUGGUGUCUGGAAAGCGCAUAGCUGACAUUGGCUAUCGGGCUUUUUCUGCCUCGAUGAUGCUGCUGACGGUGUACGGAGGCUACCUGUGCGCUUUGCGAGGAUACCGCUACAUGCAGAGGCAAAAGCAACUGAAAUUGGCAGCAGAAAACCAGGAUCCUGAGGUCAUCAAAGACUGACGUCAGAUGAACUGCUCGUGUUUUUGCACAAAUGUGGACUUUUCCCAUAACUCCUGUCCUCUUCACCCGUCACCAAAUCAUGAAGAUGUUUAUUCUUCUCAGGACGUUUGUGUGAUUUGAUUGAGGAUAUUGUGCCGUCACAAGGAAGAUGUUUUGUUUCUAAAAAAUUCACCAAACAAAUCGCCCAAGAACGCAGUACUUACAUCAAUGGCCUGUGUAAAAUUCAUGUUGUGAGUUUCAGGGUUUCAGAAGUCAAGAUGACUGUAAUUGUAUGUUCUAUAUUAUAUUAAAUGCCUUAAACCUCA